Alligator mississippiensis (American alligator) is the source of this 5831-nucleotide messenger RNA. RefSeq names its product basic helix-loop-helix family member e23 (gene BHLHE23). Gene Ontology annotation, molecular function: protein dimerization activity. The transcript is spliced from 2 exons. Bases 95 to 703 code for a protein of 202 amino acids. NCBI's taxonomy places the organism in Eukaryota, Metazoa, Chordata, Crocodylia, Alligatoridae. The record is from RefSeq and is a predicted model, not a curated record.
GCGGGCCGGGCGGGCGGGCCGGGCUGGAGCGCUCCCCGCCGCGCAGACACACGUGCGCCGGGGCUGGGGCGCAUGGACGGCGGCGCCUAGAGCCAUGGCCGAGCUGAAGUCGCUGGGCGGCGAGGCGUACCUGGCGCUGGCGCAGAGCUACGGCCAGUCCGCCUUCGCCUACGGCGCGGAGGGCCCGCGGGGCUACGCGGGCGCGGGCGGCGGGGACUUCGCGGGCAAGGCGGCGGAGAGCAGCGGCGAGCAGAGCGGCGAGGAGGAGGACGCCUUCGAGGCGGCGGCCAAGGGCGGCAAGCUGAAGGCGGGCGGGCUGGGCAAGAAGCCCAAGGAGCAGCGCUCGCUGCGGCUCAGCAUCAACGCGCGCGAGCGGCGCAGGAUGCACGACCUGAACGAUGCGCUGGACGGGCUGCGCUCCGUCAUCCCCUACGCGCACAGCCCCUCCGUGCGCAAGCUCUCCAAGAUCGCCACGCUGCUGCUGGCCAAGAACUACAUCCUCAUGCAGGCGCAGGCCCUGGAGGAGAUGCGGCGCCUGGUCGCCUACCUGAACCAGGGGCAGGCGCUGGGCGCCCCCCUGGCCCCCUUCGGACAGUCCGCCGUCUACCCCUUCGCCGGCUCCGCCGUGCCCGGCUGCCCCGACAAGUGCGGCGCCUUCGCGGGGGCCUCCGCGCUCUGCAAACACUGUAGCGAUAAGCCCUGACUGCCCUGCCCUGCCCUGCCCGGUCCAUCCCCUCCGCCGGCUCUGCUUCCCCCUCCAGCCCUCUCCCCCUCCGGAUGACUCUUCUCUUCUCUUUCUUUGCACCACCGUCCCGGUUUAACUUCACCUGCGGACCACCAUCCUGUUUUCACUUCGCCCUGGCUUGAUGCCGCCCCGCUCUCUCGCUUCCCUGGCCCACCGGUUUGAUGGAUUUCACCUUGACCGCAGCUCUGGUCGCGGAGCAGGAUAAGCCAAGGUUUAAAGCGGAGAUGGUGUCUCAAAACCAUGCGACUGUCCCCGAAUGCAAAAAUUAAGAUGCAAAGGGGAGGUUGGAGGGGUUUGUCCGUAGGGAAAAUUGAGAGCACUUUUCUACGGGUUUGCAGGGUGGCAGGGAGGGAGAGGGUGCUGGUAAAACUGUGGAUGCUUCUAAAUGAGAUUUUCCUCUUUUCUUUUUUCCUUUUUUUUUAAGUUAAGGACCCACUAUUGGACUGACAUAAGUAUUUGAUUGUACACUGUUGCCUGCUUUUUUGCCUGUUUCUCAACUUGAGUUUUUUCCAGAUGAUUUUCCAAAGUCAUGACUCACCAGGGCAAACAAAAACGAAAGAGAAAGUUGCUCGACAUAUUUCUAUGUAUUUAUAACUGAAUAAAAGACAUGAAUAAUAAUUUUUUUUUUUUUUUUUUUUUUUUGCUCUGUCCUACAUCUCUCUGAGCUCUUAGGAAAAUGCACAAGGGCAGUAAAGGGUGUGGGAAGCCGCUUGUUAGCAUCCUCCGGAGAGGCUUAGACUGGUGGGGGAGUUAGGUAGAGUUGCUUCCAAGUCUGCAAGGUCAAUCCAUCUAUCAUUCUGGCUUGUCACAUACAUCUUGAUUUUGAAAACGGUGGCUUCCUCGUGUCAUUUGGAGUGAAGCUGGGGACAGGACGGUUUUCAUUCUUGGCUUUCCAUAGCUGACUGCAGCGCAUCAAAACUUCAGCUGUAUUAAAAAUUGUGGGGGUGGGUGGGUAGCUUUUGGCAGUGGGUAGAUUAAACUAAGUAAAGCCUGGCAGGGAAGGAGAUAGCUGCUCUCUUUGCUUUGUUUUCUACGGUGUAUCCGCAACCUGAUCCCACAAUUUUGUGCAGUGCUCGAGCCAUCAAGUUCUCUCUAAAAUCAUCAAGCAUUGACAGACGCACAUCGGUCCAAGUUACCAAGUGAUCUCUUAGGUAGUGCCUAAGGUAGUCUUGGCUUUAUUCUUUUUCUUGUCUUUUCUUUUCUUUUCUUUUUUUUUCAAAUGCUUUGGUGCCUUGUCUGCUUCACUGCUCAUUAGAUAAUAAUAAUUGAGAUGCGUUCUGUGAUUUGUGUUCAGAUAGGAAUAUUCGCCACCCAAUGUCAGAGCUACCACGUAAACUGGUACAGCAGCAGCCCGAGGGGCUAGACCUGUCUCUGGCCAUUUGUGUUAAAAAUAGGGUGUAACUAUUUAGGGUUAUUAAACCAAUUUCCAUGCCUGUCGCUAGUGUUAUGCUAAUUUGAAGAGGACUGCAGCCCCUUCAAAUCUGCUUGCCUGUAGUAUUUAAUUUUAAUUAAUACAUUUCCAAAAGACUUUUUGUGUUUGCAAAAUGAAGUGUGUGAUUAAACCUCCUUCAUAAAGACAUAUGCUUUAAACCUAGUUUCGACUCAUUUCCAUUUUCAUUUCUUCAUUUUCCUCUUUUUUUUUUUUCCUCUUCUUCAGAGGCCUGGUUUAUCUGCUGUACAUGUUUUACAGAAAGAACGAGUCUCAAAAGUAUUCUUGGAAUACGUCUGACAAAAUUGAAGGCAGGAAAAGCCACUACAGAAGCAAAAGUAACUGGAAAAUGCAAAUCAGCAAAGAUCAUUUUAAAUUCUGCAGGCUGAAACAGUGCCAGAAAUUAUUUUGAACAAAGGUUCAAUUUAACACUAAAUCGUGAUCUUACGAUAAACAUUUAUUAAUUCUGGCUGAAAGCACUGGAAAUGGAGUCAUUGGGGUUAUUUAAAUGUUGAAUACUUUAAUUGUUCUGUUUCCACUCGCAUGAAAAUGGUUGCAGAAUAAAGUAUUUAAGGGUUUAAUAUGAAAAACAAGUUUGUUGGAUUGAAUCGGAGGCCUUUAUUGGUGACACUGGGGUUUAUAAUUGCUUAUUUUACAGAUAAUUAUGACAGCAAUGAGUGACUGGUUAGAUAAAUACAGAGCAUGAGGAAGUCUCCAAUGGUAUUAAAUCUAAGUUGUAUUUUGGAAACAUGCCUUUUAAUAUAACUGCAUUAUCUAACUUUUUUUCUCUGAGUUUUCCAUUAAAAAAUGUUUGUCCUUCCAUGUCCAUCCUCAGACUACACCUUCAUGUUCGGAGGCUUCUUGAAAUAUCCAGAGGGCUGCGCUGAGAACAGGUUUUAAAUGAGUUGUGUUCAUGCCCAAAAAGGGAACCGUAGAAUUUCAAACACUUGUGGUGAAGGAAAUUUUAUGUAGGGUAUAUACACUUGGUUGAAGAAUCAUCUGAGUAUUUUUACAAUCCUGAAUAUUACAAACCAUUGUAAAAUUCCCCACAUUUCUGCUAGAUAACCCAUAAAAUGUUACUAAAAGUACACGAGAAACUCAACUUCCAAGAUUAAGUGUGCCUAUCUAUAACCCUUUUCUCCCAGACACUCAGCAACAGAAUAACGCUGAUCUAAGUUAACCGGAGCUAUUCACUGGGGCUAGGCACUGGGGUUAGUUGUUUCCAGCUAAGAGGGAGCAUUACCGAAACUUUUAUAUUACCAAACAGCUGGAAACACGUUUUGCGAACUCUUCUUUUUUCUUAACCAAAAAAGUGUCCCUUUGGGUUGCCUUUAUUUCUUAUAUUGGUACUGCCACUAAAAUCUGGAUGAACGUAAUACUGUAUGAAAGAAGCAGAUUUCUGUCCUCACUUGCCUCAGAAUAGCAAAUGCUAGAAUACUGCAUUUAUAAUAUUGUAUAUAAUAUUGCAUUAUAAUAUUGUGUAUAAUAGUCUGUUUAACCCCGAAGAUGCAUGGACAGUAUCCACGUCGGCCGACUUCCCUCUCUCAUCAUUGGGGGGGGGAAAAAUAGAAUUUGAACUAUUUCAUGAUCCACAUGAGAAUAUAAACUGCUGCUUUUAGCAAUUGUUUUGGGAGUUGUAAAACAAGGACUUCAAUAUUUGUAGUGGGUUUUUUUUCUAUUACAAUACUCUGGUCCUUUUAUCUGGCCUUGCCUUUUUUAAUAGCACUUUGACUCUGCUCAAAAGGUAUUGCAAUGCAGUUUCCGUGUCUUAAUUACCAUUGUCUUUCUACUUGAUUUCAUAGCAAACACCAGUUUAAAAGACAUGAUAUUGGUUUUUAACCUUGUUACUUUUUUCCAAACUUUUAAGAUUGGACUGAGUGAAAUACCUUUAGAAAGACAAAGCAAAGAGGGAGACAGUCCUCACAUGCCUAUCACUUGGAAGAUGUCAUUCUAGCCACUGAUCAAAACUACUGCUUUUCUAAUCAAUGUAAUCGUAUUAACAGUGUGUAGGAAACAGUUGUGCAUUUGCAUUGCUAAUGUCAAAUCUCUGCUGAUGCAUUUUGCAGCUUGCAAGAUAAAACUUGAUUAACCAAAUACAGGAAAGCAACAGGUUUGAAGAUGGCGAGUUCAGAAUACUGCAGCCCCCUUGUAGUAUCUUUUUGCUGAGACUAUCAAUUACAACUUACCGAAUGUAGCGAAGGUAAGCCAAGUUCAGAUGCAACAUCUGGGUUUCGGUGAUGCCCAAUUACUUUUUACUUCAUUUUCCUGCUGCAUUUGCUUAAGGCAUAAGAAGAUCAAGGAAGUUGCCCCGGCCACACGCUGACAGUGAAUGACUGGCUCGUCGGAUUUGUUCCCUGGUUCCUUUUUGGAUUGCAGCUGUUUUCUAGAAGCAACACGUUGCACUGCUCUGCUGGUCACAUUGGCACUGACAUGCAUUUUCGGGGGGCAAAAUCCUUGGGCAGCAUGCAGCCUCCCUUGAAGUGCUGUGCCACCCAUUUCAAAGCAAGGUCCCCUUUGCAGCAGGCAUCCUCUGGGGAAGAGGCAGGGCUGGGUCAAGGUUAUUUCCCAGGAACCUCCUAAUAAUACAGCAACCUCUUGCAACCCUGAGGCUACUCCAGCUCACACAGAGAACCAGUCAGUUCAGCUGGCCCCUUAUCAGAGGAACAGAAAGUGAUUUAAAGCUCAUCUCUGUUCUCUUCUCCUGGUACGGCACUGAGCAUGGCUGUGCUACACCAGAGAAUCAGAGCUUGCUUGUAAGCUGCCUUUCCGUAAAGUGUGUCUGGUCAAAAUGCAUCUUUGUAUUUGGUUCUGAGUUCAGUUUGAUCUCCAUCACUUCUUCAAAUGAAGAAGGUGGCCACAAAGGCUCCAAGCUAGGUGCUAACUCCAAAUACAGAAAGCCACUGUUUUAAAUCCGGUGUCAUCAGUGAGUCCCUUUCCCAUCUUUGGUACAGAUGUGGCUACUGCCCCAGAAAGACGAGUUCCUGAAGCCAACGACCCUCCAAAAAUAAAUGGGGCCAUGCAGGGAGCAGGUGCUAUUACUGACUGAUCUGCAGUUGUCUCGUGUUGUUCUCCUCCUUGAAAUCCCUUAAUAUUCUCCUUAUGAUAGGAAUCCUUUUUUUGUAUUCCUAUUCCUAGUAUGACUGUCACUUGGUUUCUACCGAAUCCUUUUGUUUUUCUUUGUUUUAUCCCAUGGUAUUUUAAUUUAUUUAUGGACCUCCCUUCCCAACUCUACACCCAUCAACAAGUUUCCAGUCCAUGUGUCCUCACCACCUUUUGUACCACUUGUACACCAAUAUUGUUCAAUGAUUUUACAGCGUGUGAGAAGACACUCAGUCAUGUAAUAGUCACCUUUCAGGACCUGCAUUUCUCUGGUGGCUACAGUUGUCUUUCAGCAUUUCUUUACUGGCUGUGCUUUCAUACUCCCACCCGCCCCAGAGAUUCUUGUGCAACCCCAUUGAUGGCAAGGGGACAUUUCACAAAGCAAAAUUACAUCUUGACCUUUAAGGUUUUUUAUCUCUGUAAGCAAGAAUUAAUAUAUAUAGUUAUUAUUUAAAGAUUUUGUGUAUGUGUGAGUGUACGUGUGUGUGUAUAUAUAAUAUAUGUGUGUAUGUAUGUAUGUAAUUUUAAAUAAAAACUAUAUCUUAAUUAUAUAUAUAU